UUGCAGGAAAUGAGGGGAUUUCUUAAAUUUGCUAUACUCGCAGCAGUCCUCCUUGCACUCGCUUAUGGAGAUGACGAAGACGAGGAAGCGAGUGAGUUAGAGAGAAGAAGAAUUAGAAACUGUCCAGAAGUCACUUUUAAAAGAAUGACCGGUUGCGUUUGGGAGUUUGGAAGAUUUUUGAAAAAAGUACUUUUUCUGGAUUUGGAGCAGAGGACUCUGGAUAGAUUUAGAAAAUCGUGCCUUUCAAUGGCUGAAUGUUUUGAUCUUAUUGAGUGUAAAGAAACUGGCAAAUUUUCAAGAGGCAAAAGAAUCAAGGACUCUUGUGACGUCAUGAACUACUUAUCCAAAGAUUUUGUGCCCUGUCUUAAAAGACUGGAAAGAUUAGAUCCGGCACCAACGUGUUUCAACAAAUGGAAACCAUUUUCUGAUUUGAAUGAAGUUGGACCUGACACAACCCCAGAGGAAAUGGAGGAACUGUGUAAAAAUAUGUUGGGAAAAGACAAUUGCAUGAAGGACCUAGUCAGCAGAACUUGUGGAGGAGUCAUGUCGCAAGAGUUGGUUGAUCGUUUCGAAGCUACAUCAGUUUUCAAACAAUGCGACGCCGAUUAAAUUUAGCGGACAUUUGUUUCUUCAACAUUAAUUUGCUCGUGUAAUAAAUCUAAAAAACAGUUAACAAACGUUUAGAUUUAAAUAAUUUUGGUUUUUUCUCAAUAAAACUGUGUUUCUAAAA
Messenger RNA from Caenorhabditis elegans, 730 nucleotides. It is a transcript of the gene T28A11.19, whose product is annotated as T20D4.11-like domain-containing protein. The record is from RefSeq and is marked reviewed. Lineage: Eukaryota; Metazoa; Nematoda; Chromadorea; Rhabditida; Rhabditidae. The transcript is spliced from 3 exons. Bases 10 to 609 code for a protein of 199 amino acids.